AUGGGUCAAUUUAAGGAGAAGCAGUCUUCAUCCAAAGAGACUUGGAAACCUUCAAAAAUGUCUGUAAAUCACAUAGGUAAUGCACAUACUAUCAAAUCAGGUGGAUGUGAUGACGAUGGAACUGUAUCUACAACUUGUAAUGUCAGUGUGGACUCUGUUUUGCUUAGUAGAGACGCACCCGAUAGAUGUAAUGUUUGUGGUAAAUCUUUUGCUCAGUUACGUAACUUGAAGCUCCACACUCGAAUACACACUGGUGAGCGACCACACAAAUGUAGUAUUUGUGACAAAUCAUUUACGCAGUUGGGUACGCUCAAGGACCAUUUAUUAACCCACACCGGAAAGAGACCCCACAAAUGUAAAGUGUGUGGCAAAACGUUUAAAAUGUUUCGUACUUUAAAGAUCCAUUUUCGAAUACACACUGGUGAGAAACCACAUGAAUGUAAUGUAUGUGGCAAAUCUUUUACUCAGUGGGGUGGUCUCAAGAGUCAUUCAGUAACACACACUACUGAUCGACCACAUAAAUGUGAUAUUUGUGGGAAAUCUUUCAGUCGGUUGGGUUCCCUCAAGAAACAUGCAUUAACACACACUGGCAAAAAAAGAGCGCAUAAAUGUCAGAUAUGUGCCAUUGUGUAUUACUCACUGAAAAGGUAG
This is a messenger RNA of Schistocerca piceifrons (Central American locust), 651 nucleotides long. RefSeq names its product zinc finger protein 415-like. The transcript has 2 exons. The record is from RefSeq and is a predicted model, not a curated record. Gene Ontology annotation, cellular component: nucleus. NCBI's taxonomy places the organism in Eukaryota, Metazoa, Arthropoda, Insecta, Orthoptera, Acrididae. The coding region runs from base 1 to 651 and encodes 216 amino acids.